AUGCUCAUUGGUGCUUCGAAGUUUUUUGAUUUGCUCAAGUCAGGUCACCUCCGACUAGCAGAUGGUUUGCCAGAACUCCAUGAGACCCAUUUCGGAUGGGUUGUUGCGGGUGAGAUAGACGAUCGUGUUGUCAAUACGGUGCAACAAGUGCAUUCCGCCACUGUGGAUUCUUUGAAUGAUACCGUGAAGAAGUUCUGGGAACUGGAAGAGAUUGCUGAUACCCUGAGCCUAGGAACCGAGCAGGACGAGUGUGAGGACACCUUCCGAAGGACCCACCAUCGGACACCAUCUGGACGAUAUGUUGUGCAAUUACCCUUUCGAGAAGAUGUCGACAAGCUUUGUGACAACCGAGAGAUGGCUCUCCGUCGUUUCCUUGCGUUGGAAAGACGACUCGUGAAGGAUCCUACCCUGAAGGAGCAGUACGUUCGAUUCAUCCAAGAGUAUGAGGAGUUGGGCCAUUGCAGAGAUGUGGAUGAAGCCCGCGAUCAUCCAUCGCAUGGACGCUACUAUUUACCCCACCACGCCGUGUUGAGACCAUCUAGCUCCACAACCAAGCUACGAGUGGUUUUUGACGCCUCGGCGCGGCCAUACCAAGGCGCAAGGUCGCUAAAUGACGUUCUGCAAGUCGGUGGCAACGUGCAAAAUGAUUUGUUCAGCAUCCUACUUCGAUUCCGCAGACAUGCCGUAGCCUUCACUGCCGACAUCACGAAGAUGUAUCGGCAAGUGCUGGUUGAUCCAUCGCAGACUUGUUACCAAAGGAUUUUCUGGAGAGACAGCCCAGAUAAACCACUGAGAGUACUGGAGUUACAGACCGUAACGUACGGGACUGCCGCUGCACCUUUUCUAGCCACCAGGUGUUUGAGCCAGUUGUGCGAGGACGAAGGAGGCAGGUUCCCAAUGGCAGCGAAAAUAGUGCGAAAGGACUGUUACGUCGAUGACGUCCUUUCAGGAGCCGAGAGCGUAGAAGAAGCAGUUGAUGCCCAGCAGCAGUUACAACAGCUGUUGCGAUGUGGUGGAUUCCCGAUACAUAAAUGGAGUUCGAAUUGUCCAGCGAUGCUUACCAAUGUUCCCGAGACAGACCGAGAGAAACUGAUACGCUUGGAUCAAGAGUCGACCCGAGAAGUAGUCAAGACCCUGGGACUGACUUGGAGCCCCAAAGCCGAUGAUUUUGUGUUCGUUACCAGUAGUUGUGCCAAGGUUCCAAGUAAGUACACAAAGCGGAUGGUAUUUUCUGAGAUUGGUAGACUGUUCGAUCCGCUGGGCUUGGCAUCACCCGUUGUCGUUAUUGCUAAGAUGCUAAUGCAAGAGAUUUGGAAGUCUGGUCUACCAUGGGAUGCCGAGCUUGAUGGAGAACUACUUCAGUGGUGGCUGACUUUCCGUGACGCUUUACCAGGAGUUUGCGAGUUGAGCAUACCCCGCCGUGUGAUUUCCCAACAAGCCGUUGCCCUGGAAAUACACGGAUUUUCAGAUGCGUCGAUUCGAGCGUACGGAGCCGUAUUGUAUGUGAGAAGCAUUCUACCAGAUGGAACUGCACAGCUAGCCCUGUUGUGUAGUAAGUCGAAGGUGUCGCCUAUCGCUGAGGUGAGCAUUCCACGUAAGGAAUUGCUGGCUGCCCGUUUGCUGUCUCGACUUGUGGUAAAGGUUAUUGAUUCUCUAGAGCUGGAUAUUUCCAAUGUGACUCUCUGGUCCGAUAGUCAAAUUGUACUCGCAUGGCUCAGAAAACCCUUGGCUUCACUGCAGAUCUUCGUUCGAAAUAGAGUAUCAGAAAUUAACAAGGAGACUAGUGGCUACACAUGGAAGUAUAUCCCCACCAAGGAGAACCCUGCGGACAUAAUAUCAAGAGGCAUGCUUCCUAAUGCUUUGAAGUCAAGCGAGUUGUGGAGGAAUGGCCCAGGGUUCCUAUGGGAUUCUGAUUACACCUAA
Messenger RNA from Aedes albopictus (Asian tiger mosquito), 1923 nucleotides. RefSeq lists its product as uncharacterized. The record is from RefSeq and is a predicted model, not a curated record. The coding region runs from base 1 to 1923 and encodes 640 amino acids. NCBI's taxonomy places the organism in Eukaryota, Metazoa, Arthropoda, Insecta, Diptera, Culicidae. The transcript has a single exon.